Messenger RNA from Grosmannia clavigera kw1407, 1530 nucleotides. RefSeq names its product fructosyl amino acid oxidasesarcosine. Bases 1 to 1530 code for a protein of 509 amino acids. NCBI's taxonomy places the organism in Eukaryota, Fungi, Ascomycota, Sordariomycetes, Ophiostomatales, Ophiostomataceae. Gene Ontology annotation, molecular function: L-pipecolate oxidase activity; sarcosine oxidase activity; proline dehydrogenase activity. The record is from RefSeq and is a predicted model, not a curated record. The transcript has 2 exons.
AUGUCCUUUACCCCCCCUCGGUCCAUCUUGAUCAUCGGUAGCGGCGUCUUCGGCCUUAGCACGGCCGACGCCCUGACCCGGCGUCCCGACUUUGCCCAUACGACCAUCACCGUUGUCGAUCGUGGCUCUGGCUGGCUUGCAGACGGCGAUGUCGCCAAUGAUGACGAUGACGACCGUCACUUUCCCGCCCGCGACGCCGCCAGCAUUGACAGCUCGCGCAUCAUCCGCCCCGACUAUGCCGAUCCGGCCUAUGCGGCCCUAGCAAACGAGGCGCAGGCGCUGUGGCGGACGCCCGUUGACACUAGCCAGGACUACAUCGGCGGCGACGGUCGUUACUCGGAGUCGGGGCUCGUCGUUAUUGCCGACGCAGAUGUCGACGGCCACGAGAAGCUGCCGGGCCAGAAAAAGACCGGCCUGGACUACGUUCGCGAGAGCUGGGCCAACGUCCGGGCCAUGGCCCAGACCGAUUCCUACCUGGCCGAGAGACUCAAACUUCUGCCUGAUCCAGAGGCCAUUCGCGCUGCCGUCGGUACUGGCGGUACUACCGGUUCUUGGGGCUAUCUCAACGGCGCCAGCGGCUGGGCCAAUGCCGAGGCCAGCAUGGCUUGGAUGCUGAAGCGAGUCCGGCAGACUGGUCGCGUUCAUUUUGUUCGUGGACGGGUGAUCUCGCUAUGUAAAGAGAUGACGUCAACAACGACAACCGUCACGGGCGUCGCUCUGGACGAUGGCCGCACUCUCACGGCUGAUCUGGUCGUCGUCGCUGCUGGCGCCUGGACAGAGGCAUUGCUAGAUGGUGCUCCCUCGUCCUCGUCCUCGUCUUUGUCCUCGUCCCCGUCUGGCCUGGUUGGCUCUCUCGCCGCCACCGGACAGGUCCUCGGCUAUGUCCCGCUGGCUGCUGAUGAGCACGUCCGCAUUGCCACCAUGCCUGUCGUGCUAAAUCUCAGCAGCGGCUUGUUUGUCAUCCCGCCCGCUGCCGACAGUCACGUGCUCAAGGUCGCUCGCCACGGCUAUGGCUACAUCAACCCUGUCCCAUCGUCCUCGGCCCCGUCGUCUGUCCUCUCAGUGCCCUUCACCACCCAGGAUGACCCCGACCUCCAGAUCCCCAAGGAAGGCGCCGACGACCUGCGCCGCGGCCUCCACGACAUCAUCCCACUGCCCGGCCUUGCGAGCCGCCCCUUUGGCCGCACUCGCAUCUGCUGGUACACUGACACGCCUACGGCCGACUUCCUCAUCGACUACCACCCCCACUGGAACGGCCUCUUUUUCGCCACCGGUGGCAGUGGCCACGGCUUCAAGUUUCUCCCCGUCCUCGGCCCCAAGAUCGUCGACUGCAUCGCCCGUUGCCCCCCCGAGGCCUUCCGCCAGAAAUGGGCCUGGAAGCAUCGCCAAACCACCGUCGUCGAACCGGAACAAGACGCCGGAAAGGACACUACAGCCUUCUGGAAGGCUGUCGUCUGUCACGACGGAAGCCGUGGUGGCCAGCCAGGUCUGAUUCUCCAGGAGGAGCUCGCAAAGGCGUCUUUGCCGUAG